Molecule: messenger RNA, 1554 nt
Organism: Colletotrichum siamense
Lineage: Eukaryota; Fungi; Ascomycota; Sordariomycetes; Glomerellales; Glomerellaceae
Product: putative transporter
Exons: 4
Coding region: 1-1554 (517 amino acids)
Biological process (GO): transmembrane transport
Cellular component (GO): membrane
Molecular function (GO): transmembrane transporter activity
Source: RefSeq, a predicted model, not a curated record
AUGUUACCCACAGACGGCAAGAUGGUCGAGAAAGACACGACACAAGACGCGACGGAUGUCUCCCAGGGAGACUCCAAGACGAUCCGGCACCGCUCUCACAACGGCGGGGGCAGGGACAUUGCCGCCCACCUGGCGGACCAGUUCGCCAACGAAACCGACUAUGAUCGCCGGGAAGAGGUCAAGCUUCGCUGGAAGCUCGACUUUCGACUUAUUCCGUUCCUGUGGCUUAAUAUCACGCUGCCUGCCAUGGACAAAAUUACGCCGUCGACGGGGGCGCUGUAUGGGAUGAGGGAGGACUUGGGGUUGAAGGGGGAUCAGUAUGCGUGGGUCGGGUCGGCGUUCUACUUUGGAUACUUGCUUUGGUGCUUCCCAUCCUCACAGAUCCUCCAGCGACUCCCGAUCGCAAAGUCCAUGUGCGCGGUCAUGAUCAUAUGGGGCUUCGUGCUCAUUGGCGCUGGGUUUUGUCGAAGCUUUAUCCCAAUGGUCAUCACGCGCGUUCUUCUAGGCGCCCUUGAGGCUCCCGUCGCUCCAGGGAACUUCAUCAUCAUGACGAUGUGGUACACCCGCGAGGAGCAACCCAUCCGAGCCGGCCUCUUCUACACCGGUCUGGCCACAAUCAUAACCGGCACCCUCGGCUGGGCCGUCGGCUUCCUCCCCACCCACGCCUGGCCCUCCUUCUUCUACAUCACCGGCGCCAUCUCCAUCCUCUACGGCGUCCUCGUCGGCGUCUUCCUCCCGGACAACCCCGUCGGCGCCAAGUUCAUCACGCCGCGCGAGCGCUUCGUCGCGAUCGAGCGCCUGCGCGCCGACCAGCUCGGUAUCGAGAACAAGACCUUCUCCGCGCGCCAGCUGCGCGAGACGCUGCGCGACCCCAAGACCUGGCUGAUGUUUUUCUUCAAUAUCUGGGUGAGCAUCCCGAACGGCGGGCUGACCAACUUCGCGCCGCUGAUCGUCAACGGGCUGGGGUACUCGCCGCAGCGGAGCACGCUGCUGAUGAUGCCGACGGGGGUGGUGCAGACGCUGAGCAGCUAUGUGUGCAACUUUGGGGUGUAUGUGUGCGUGAGGCGGUUCAAGGGGCGCCAGUUGAGGGGGGCGUUUGUGAUUGGGGGGCUUGUGGUUGGGAUGGUUGCGACGGUGUUGUUGUAUACUCUGCCGCUGGAUAGUUACACGGGGAGGUUGUGGGCUUUGUAUUGGUCGUAUUUCUACCUCGGGCCAUACAUCGUUGCUCUCGGCAUCAACAGCGCCAACACCGCCGGCCACACGAAGAAGGUUACGACGAACGCGAUCGUAUUUGCUGCGUACUGCAUCAGCAACAUCAUCGGCCCGCAGUUUUUCAAGUCGUCACAGGCGCCGUUGUAUCCGCUUGGCAUGGGUGCUAUGCUCGUUUCGUAUGCCCUCAGCAUCUUUACGAUGGUUCUGUACAUGUUGUACUGCUGGAACGAAAACAGACGGAGGGAGAAACUUGACCAGGAUGCCGGGCGGAGGGUUCAUCUGGAUACAGAUUUUCAGGACUUGACUGACAGAGAGAAUAUUCACUUCCGGUAUGUGUGGUGA